AUGGGCACUUCAAUAGAGACGAAACCCGAGAUAAAAUACCUAGGUGUGUUCAUUGAUCAAGGUACCACACUAAAGAAACACAUAGUGAACACGUGCAAAAAAGCGGAAGCGUCUGCUACAGCCCUAAUCAGAUUAAUGCCUAAACUUGACGGACCAACCUCAGCUAAACGAAGACUGCUGAGCACCGUGACCCACUCUAUCAUGUUAUAUGCUGCGCCUUCUUGGUCAGAAGAUAGUGUGGAACAUACGUUUUUCAUAUGUACAAGGUGGCAAGAGCAACGCAAUAAAGCCGAACAAUUGAUAGGAAACACACUGACAACACAAAACAUAGUGCAGCUGAUGCUAGAGUCCGAUAGAACUUGGAGCUGCGUUUCAGAACUGGCAUGA
Cylas formicarius (sweet potato weevil) is the source of this 387-nucleotide messenger RNA. RefSeq lists its product as uncharacterized. The transcript has 2 exons. The record is from RefSeq and is a predicted model, not a curated record. Bases 1 to 387 code for a protein of 128 amino acids. Lineage: Eukaryota; Metazoa; Arthropoda; Insecta; Coleoptera; Brentidae.